Molecule: messenger RNA, 6400 nt
Organism: Elgaria multicarinata webbii
Lineage: Eukaryota; Metazoa; Chordata; Lepidosauria; Squamata; Anguidae
Gene: SLC4A1
Product: solute carrier family 4 member 1 (Diego blood group)
Exons: 22
Coding region: 251-3253 (1000 amino acids)
Biological process (GO): transmembrane transport; bicarbonate transport; monoatomic anion transport
Cellular component (GO): basolateral plasma membrane; plasma membrane
Molecular function (GO): monoatomic anion transmembrane transporter activity; solute:inorganic anion antiporter activity; bicarbonate transmembrane transporter activity
Source: RefSeq, a predicted model, not a curated record
CCAUGAGUCAGGACUUUGAAGCUCCUCUGGAGAGCUCUCUCUUCUCAUUGCUGUCUGUUGUGGGCUGGAGGGUACUACUAAGGAAUCAGGGGUUCUAUCAAGCAGCAAGAAGCUACCUGGCUUAAGCCUUUUUCCCUUCCCAUUGAGAACUCCCUGCAAGUAUACAGCCGACCAGGGCAUGUUACCUCCAGGCUGAUCGUUAGGAAAAGAACAAGAACUACAGAAGAAGAGGGACAAGAGCCAAAAGGGAAUGGCAGCUCAGAGCCAGGAGGACUAUGAAAAUUAUAUUCAGACGAAACUUGAUGUUGAGGCGUAUGAAGACCGGACACUGAAACACUCCAAUAUGUCACUUGCAACCCAAAGCAGAGGCGGAAGCCAGUCUGGGUGGUGGAACAGAGCCUUACCCUUUGCUGAGAGGAGCAUUAGACCUUGGUCAUGGAGUCUCCUCCGUCAUUCCUCCUGGCCUGGUCACCGGGGAACAUAUAACCUGAGUAAGAGAAGGAGGAUGGAGAGGGUGUCCCAGGGGAAGGCAGGACACUAUCAGAGGCAUGAGGACAGUGGACCAAGUGUCUCCUCCCCUGAGGAGGGGCCAGGGAGUGUGAAGGCUGCCCGACCAUCAGCCUCUCAGAAAGCGACCCAUGAGGCUUAUGUGGAACUUCACGAACUGGUCAUGGACGAGAACAAUGAGAUUCGCUGGAUGGAAGCUUCUCACUGGCUCAAAUUGGAGGAGGACUUUGAGGAGAUGGGGCAUUGGGGCAGACCUCACCUUUCAUAUCUGACUUUCCAAAGCCUUCUGGAGCUGCGCCGGGCUUUUUCCAAAGGAACUUUCCUACUAGACCUGCCAGAGAGGAAUCUAGCUGGGAUUGCCAGUCAGGUGCUUGACCAAAUGAUCUACAAAGGGCAGCUCAAGCCAGAGGACCGAGAAGUGGUCUUACGAUCACUCCUACUUCAGCACAGUCACCCUGACGAAUCCACUUCAUUAGGCACUCUUUCUCCUGCACGGCUGCAACGGACUGAUGCCAAAGACUCAGCACAGCCUCUUUUGAAGGAGCAUCACCAAAUUGAGAUGAAGUCCUUUUUGAGCAGCUCCGAGCAGGAAGACCCAAGUAGUAGCGGUUUUAAGAAGCAGCUUUCAGAGAAGAUCUCACCUGAUUCGGAAGCCACACUGGUCCUGGUUGGCUGUGCCACCUUUGUGGAGCGCCCCACUCUGGCCUUCGUACGCUUGAAGGAUGCUGUGGAGCUGGAUUACGUCUUGGAGGUCGCCGUGCCUGUCAGGUUCCUUUUCGUGGUUCUGGGUCCAGAUCCCCCCCACACCAACUAUCAUGAGAUUGGAAGAGCUAUCUCAACAAUGAUGUCUGAAAGGGUGUUCCGUAAUGACUCCUACUUGGCAGAGGGAGGACAAGAUCUGGUGAAGAGUGUGGAAGGUUUUCUGGACUGUUGCAUUGUCCUCCCGCCCUCUGAUAUCCACAGUGAAAAACUCCUCAAGUCGUUGUUGCCCGUGCAGAAGGAGCUCCUACGGAAGAGGUACCAGCCUGUGGAGAAGAAGCAGCCAGAGGCAGAGCUCAUAAAGGAGCUAGAGAAAGAAUUGGAAGCCCAUGCCCUCAAACCAGCAGACAAAGAUGACCCUUUGCACAGGACCGGCAGGCCUUUUGGGGGGCUGGUGAGGGACAUAAAACGGCGAUACCCCAAGUACCUCAGUGACAUCAAGGAUGCCCUCAAUGCCCAGUGUUUGGCUGCAGUCAUCUUCAUCUACUUUGCAGCUCUUUCUCCUGCCAUUACCUUUGGAGGACUUCUGGGUGAGAAGACUAAAAACAUGAUGGGAGUAUCUGAGCUCCUGCUGUCUACGGCAGUUCAGGGCGUACUCUUCUGCUUACUUGGAGCUCAGCCUUUGCUUGUGGUUGGGUUUUCUGGCCCCCUUUUGGUCUUUGAAGAAGCCUUUUAUCAGUUUUGUGACAGUAACAACUACGAGUACAUUGUUGGGAGAGUCUGGAUCGGCUUUUGGCUUAUCAUCUUAGUGGUGGUGGUGGUAGCUUUUGAGGGCAGCUUCCUGGUCCGCUUCAUCUCCCGUUACACCCAGGAGAUCUUCUCCUUCCUCAUCUCCCUCAUCUUCAUCUAUGAGACAUUCUCCAAACUGUUCAAGAUCUUUGAGACGAACCCUCUGAAGAAAGAAUACCAAAACAGCACUAUAUUUAUAAAUGGGGAGCCAAAGGCAUCUCAACCCAAUACCGCCCUGCUCUCCCUUGUACUCAUGGCAGGAACAUUUUUCAUUGCUUUCUUCUUGCGCAAGUUCAAGAACAGCAGUUUUUUUCCUGGCAAGCUUCGGCGUGUGAUAGGUGACUUUGGUGUCCCUAUUGCCAUCUUUAUCAUGGCAUUAAUAGACAACUUUAUUGAGGAUACCUACACUCAGAAACUGAAAGUUCCAAAAGGCCUUGAGGUCUCCAAUCCAAUGAACCGGGGAUGGUUUAUUUAUCCAUUGGGAACGGAUGACAGUUUCCCUAUCUGGAUGAUGUUUGCUUCAGCUUUACCAGCUCUCUUGGUUUUCAUUCUCAUCUUCUUGGAGUCACAGAUUACUACGCUGAUAGUGAGCAAACCUGAAAGGAAGCUGGUGAAGGGUUCAGGUUUCCAUCUAGACCUGCUUCUAAUUGUCGGCAUGGGGGGUAUAGCAGCCCUUUUUGGCAUGCCCUGGCUCAGUGCUACUACAGUGAGGACUGUCACACAUGCUAAUGCCCUGACAGUGAUGUCCAAGUCUACUGGAGCAGGGGAGAAGGUCUCCGUGCAGGAGGUGAAGGAGCAGAGGAUCACUGGCUUGCUGGUGGCCGUUCUUGUAGGCCUCUCCAUCCUGAUGGAACCCAUCUUGAAGUUAAUUCCACUUGCAGUGCUUUUUGGUAUCUUCCUUUAUAUGGGGGUGACAUCCCUCAAUGGGAUCCAGCUGUAUGACCGCAUCCUUCUUAUGCUGAAGCCCCCCAAAUACCACCCGGAUGAGCCUUAUGUUAGAAAAGUAAAGACCUGGCGCAUGCAUGCCUUCACUGUCAUCCAGAUUGGGUGUCUGGUCUCGCUGUGGGCAGUGAAAUCCAGUCCAGCCUCCCUCGCCUUGCCUUUCCUCCUCAUCCUGACGGUGCCUCUCCGACGCUUCCUGCUCCCACUUAUCUUCAGUGACAUCGAACUCAAAUGUUUGGAUGCUGAUGAUGCUGAGGUGACUUUUGAUGAGACAGAAGGCCAGGAUGUUUAUGAUGAAAUCCAGAUGCCUGUUUGAGCACCCAUCGUGCUGAAUCCUUCAGACAGAUAAGAAACCAAGAACCCUUCCUAAAACAAUUGGACAAAAACUGAAUCUGGAAGAACAUUUCCCCAUAUCUAUAUGAAUCAGAGUGUACAGAAGCUGCACAGUGGUAAACAUCCCAUAAGUGUAAAUCAACACAUAGAUUCCAUAGGAUUUAUAUAAUAUAUACUUUAGAUCUUUCAGUCACCAUAGUUCUGUAGUGAAAUGUUAACAAAGAUGUGGAAAAUAGACUUAUUUUUCCCAGAGGGACUACAAGGACAUGGAAAAUGCAUACAUGGACUCUAUUUUUAAUGUUGCCGGUAUCCCCACUGCUUCCCUUCCGUGUGUGUGUGUGUGUGUGUGUGUGCACGCAUGCAUAUGUGUGCAUGUAUGCAAGUGUGUAAAACUUUAUCAGCUGUGCACAGAAGGCCCCACCAACAUUUUUCCUAAGGCAGGGAGUGCUUCUAUCAGUCACUAGUAUCAAUGCACGCCAAUGCAUGCCCAUUUAAUUUUUUGGAAAGCAAUGCUGAAAAUCUAACCCUGUUCUCAGAGUUGAUGGAACAACUAAUGCUGGAAUGGACCAAAUGAAUGACUGAAGCUGAGAAUAACUAGCAGACUGACAUGAUAUUCCUUGGACAUGUGAUUGAUUGGGUUAGAAAAGGUUUGAAGAAAUAAAUAAAACACAAAACAAAGACAAAAGAAUUAGCUGGUAGAGCUCAAAGCGCUGUCUUAGCAAAGGAAACAAACACCAACCAUCACCUCAGAUCAGAAACAUGAUACAGAGAUGGCAGAACCACCUACAUAUGAGGAAGGAUCAAGACUGCUCCUAGAGUGAGAAUGCUGUUAGGUUAACAAAACCUGGGGAGAUGCACAUCACGAGAAGAUGGGCAUCUUCUUUUCUGAAGCCAAAUUUCAUUUUCUGUGAGAUCACCUCAGCUUUCCCACUGGGACCAAGCUGUGAUGAUACUAAGGCUGAGGGCCUCAUCCAGAAGAAAUGUCCUUGCCUAGUGCUGCUCUGCCUCACUCCCUUCCAUUGCCUGUUGGCAUUUGCAGUCAAGUAAGUGGUUGUUUCUUCCAUCUCCCUGUGAGCUACUACACUCUGGCUGGUUUCUCUUAAUGUAAAUUAGCUACAACAAAUGAGCUUGUAUCCUAGAUUACAAAACAUAACAAAACAGAAUUGUGUAUUUUAAAGUGCAGACACAGAAUCUGUUCUCUAGUGCAAAUUAGCAUCCUGAGACUUAGCUUUCAGUUAAAGGAUAAUAUUUCUAGUUCUUAUAGUGCAAGGAAAGCUUGCAAAUAUUUCCAACAUGUCCCUACUUUUCUCUCUGCCUCCCCAAACGUUUCCUCCUUGCACAUCAACAGAUUCCAAAGUAUUUGAAAACCUGUGUCAGAGAAGCGAAGCUGAGCAGAUACCUGCAAACAGACUUAAUUUAUGUAAUAUAUUCUUAUUGCAGAAUAUGGAUUUUAUUUUUCCAGAUUAUACCCAUAGCUCUAUUAAUAACUCUCAUAUGCACUAGUCCAGCAAACAAAUGUGGUAAAAGUUCUAUGGUUCUGGUGCUCAAAGGUGUGCUGGGAGUGGGAUGGAGGAAGCACAUUCAGGAACUUUAAUGAUACAUCCUCUGCCUUAUUUCACAGGGUUCCAAAUCUCCUCCCCACUCCUCGCAAACUCUGUGCACUAGGUGCUGCCAGCAAUUCUAAAUCAGGCUGUGUGUCCUCUCACUAACCUUCAUUUGGCUCCUACCAGCCCCAGCUACCCCACUUAAUCCAGAAUCUCCGGCAACCAGCCUCCUCCCUCUGAGCUAAUACAUGUGAUGUCUGUUGAAAGUUUCCAUAGCUUUUUGCACUGAGCUCUGAAAAUCCUAACCUCUCCCCUGAUUUCUUCUUGGGACGGCAGAAGGAGUAAUUCUGAAAAUAGGCACAAUGUCAUACACUCAGUUUAAUAAUGCUGGUCCCCUCUACUACGUUAGUAUGUUUGAAAACUCCUGUAGUGAUGAAUAUGAAUCAAAUACUACUAAUAGUGAUUGCAGCAAUAAAAUAUUAGUCAAACUUCCUAAAAGUUAUUUCUUAAAGUAGUGGUUAUUUCCUAAAAAUAAGGGUGCUAAAGCCCAAACUUCCCUUUAAUUUGGCAGUCCCCAUUUUCUAAUGCUAGUUAUGUGUAGGCUGCUAUGGUGAUUCACUAUUAGUGAAAAGCAUACAUACCUAGAGGUGCUCUCUCUUUCUUACUUCACAUAAUUCAGGAUUGAGCCCUGGCUCAAACUAAGGGCUGCUUAGCACAAAUCUGAAUAGCAGAAAAAUUGGGGUAGGGGAGAGAACAGUAAUAUUUCUUCAUACAAUGCAUGAUCAACUUAUGGAACUUAUUGACACAAACUGUGAUGACGGACACUAAUGCUGAUAGCUUUUUAAAAAGGAUUUGAUAAAUUAAAAAACAAUAGCUCUAGUAGUGGAUGUCAGCCAUGACAACUAAAUGGAACCUCCACCUCGAUUUAUCAGGUGAUAAGAACAAAUUACAGCAUUGGCGUAUUUCUCUGAUUCCCUAUAUGUGAAGUUUCUGGAAAUAUGCACUUGGCUAGUGUUAAGAGACAAAAACUAGACUAGAUGGACACUUGGCCUUCUCCAACAUAGAUGUUCAUGUUUUUGUAUUAAUGGAUGAAAAAGUGAGGGGGGGGGGCAAACUUAAAAAGUGAGGGGGGGAUUCAAACUUAAUCUUUGAACAAAAUGAUCAGUUGCUCUGAUUGAUUGAUUUUGGGACUGGACUUUCACCUUGAUGGAAUUUACCACCAUGACCCCAGUCUGUGAUGGCUGAGGGUCAAUAUCUAUCUUACAUUCAUUAAAGUCAUAAACUCUAAAGGUUGGUGUAAUCUUAUCCUGCACUAACCCUGCUGUAAUUAGGGCUGCCAUUUAGUGGUGGGGGUUCUAAAAGGGCUCCUUUAUCUUUAACAGCAGCAGGACAGGCAAAAGCAUGGUAUGACAGUGAUUGGACAAGGUUUGUUUGGUGAUAUUUUCUGCCAGUUAUUUAGGUGCUAAAGACACUGGAGCUCUUCUAGGAAAAAGCUGGCAUCCCUAGUUGUAAGUAAUGAUGUAUACAUUUUAAGUUAGUGAUAAUGGGCUUUUGUAAUUUAUUAAAAUUCAUAUUUAAUAUUUUAA